UCGGAGGGGGAUGGAGCAACGGCCGGUUUGACUUGGACUCUUUGCAACGGCAACCCACUUCUUCCGACUUAUCGAUUGCAACUCGCGCCUCAAGCCUCGGGCCUUCUUGCUUUGCCGAGUGGGAACUCAACGGCCAACACUCUCGACCUUCCAUCCUGCAGGUGCAUAGCUGCAGUCAGUCCUCGUUGCUUCGCACAACACAACAAACGGCAUCAUUUUCCCUUCGUUGCUCGCCGCCACCCCUGCCCACAAUGUCGACGCGACCGACCCGGCGGGCUGCUGCUAAGCGCAAGCAGAUCAUCGAGUCCGACGACGAGGACGACAUCGCAAAAUCCCCAUCCCCACCACCCGCGGAAGAGGAAGACAGCGAGGAGGAAUUCACACCCGCGCCGGCUAAGAGCUCGCGCAAGUCCACGGGCGGGAGGAGGAAGACCAUUCAGGCCGACACACCCCCAGCAUCCGAGACAGCACCCCGCCGCCGUGGUAGACAGCCGAGGAAGAGCGCCGCCCCAAGCGUCGCACCAGAUACCACCAGUGUCGAGCCGGGCGAGUCCAGCCAGGUCGCCGAUGCAGACCAGACCAUCGCCCCUACAACCUCAGCGCCGCGCAGACGAGGUCGUCCUAAGAAGCAGGCCAUCAAGCAGGAGAGCGUUGAGCCCGAGGCAAGCAUUCAACCAAGCAUCGAGCCCGCCAACGAGCCGGACGAGAACGUGGAGCCUGUCCCCGAGAAUGCCGAGCCUGACCAGACCACCAUGGAGGUCGAGCCGGAGGAGACGCCCGUCAAGAAGCCUGGGCGGAAACGAAAGAGUGUUGCGCCGCCAGCCUCGUCGUCAAAGGAGGCCCCGGCGCCUGAUGCACAACAGCCUCCGACCCCCGCUACCCCCAGGCUGUCCAAGCCAUCCGCAACUCCAGACCCGGACAGGUUCCAGACGCCGCUGUCAGACAUCACUAAUACUGCUGGCAACGACCAACGGCGGGCCAUCGAGGACACCCUGCUCAAUACCAGCGUCAAGCCCAUCAAGCCACUAGACACGGUCAUGGAGAAGCCAAUGGAUAUCGUCAUGAAGUCCCGGACCAUGGUCUUGCCCCCGGUCGAGGACACGACGCCUAAACCUCGCCUGGUCAUUACAUACCUCAUCCUCACCAACUUCAAGAGUUACUCUGGGCGUCAGGAGGUCGGCCCAUUCCACGCGUCCUUCUCAUCUGUCGUCGGCCCCAACGGCUCCGGAAAGUCCAACGUCAUCGACUCGUUGCUGUUCGUCUUCGGCUUCCGUGCCAGCAAGAUGCGACAGGGGAAACUGUCGGCCUUGAUCCACAACUCCGCUGAUCACCCGAACCUGGACUUUUGCGAGGUUGCGGUGCACUUCCAAGAGGUCAUGGAUCAGCCUGGUGGCGGCCACGAAGUAAUACCCGACUCCGAUCUUGUCAUUUCCCGCAAGGCCUUCAAGAACAACUCCAGCAGUUACUACAUUAAUGGCAAGACCUCCACAUACACGAUAGUCACCACACUGCUGCGGGACCGUGGGGUCGAUCUCGACCACAAGAGAUUCUUGAUUCUCCAAGGUGAGGUCGAAUCGAUCGCGCAAAUGAAGCCAAAAGCCGCAAAUGAGCACGACGACGGCUUGCUGGAGUAUCUUGAGGAUAUCAUUGGUACAUCGAAAUACAAGACCCCAAUCGAGGAAUCCGCUACAGAAGUUGAGACGCUCAACGAGAUAUGUAUGGAGAAGAGUGGCCGUGUUCAGCACGUCGAAAAGGAAAAGAACAGCCUCGAGGACAAGAAGAACAAGGCUCUGGCAUACCUCCGUGACGAAAACGAUCUGGCCAGGAAACAAUCCGCUCUGUAUCAAAUAUACAUCGACGAGUGCAACGAUAAUCUUAUUGUUACAGAGGAGGCCAUCACCCAGAUGCAGGCACAGCUUGAUGAGGAGCUGGAGAAGCACCACGGCAGCGAGGCCAUCAUCAAGGAGCUGCAAAAGAAGUACUCCAAAGGCAACAAACAGUAUGAGGCUCAAGACAAGGAUACCCAGGCACUCGUCAAAGAGAUGGCACAGUUCGACCAGGAGCGCGUCAAGUUUGACGAGAAGCGCAAGUUCUUGGCCGAUAAGAAGAAGAAGCUCGAGAAGACGAUCACCAAUGCCGAGAAGAACACUACCGAGGCAGAGGAGACGAUCGAGCAGUGCGGCGAGGACAUCGAGACCCGUGGACAAGAGAUCAUCGAUCUCGAGGAGCAGGUCAAAGAAGCAGAGUCCGAGCUGGCGGUCAUCAGGGAGAACCUGAAGGGCAAGACACAGGAGUUCUCGGACCAAAUCGCUGCCAAGCAAAAGUCACUGGAGCCGUGGCAAGAGAAGAUCAACGUGAAGCAGUCUGCUAUUGCUGUGGCCGAGAGUGAGCUGAACAUCCUCAGGGAAAAGGCGAAUGCGGGUGCAGUCGCCCUCAAGGACAUGGAGAACAAGAUUGCUUCCACCGAGGCGCGCCGGAAAGAGAAGGAGCAGGAGCUCAAGUCCUGCCAGGAAGAAAAGAAGGAACUCGAAGCCGAAGCCCAAGAGGUCGAGGCCGAGAUCCAGGAGCUAGCUGGACAGGAGCCAAAGAUUCGGUCCAAGGUUUCCAACUCGCGGCAGAAGGCAGAUGAGGCCCGUUCGAGUCUGUCAGCGACACAGACUCAGGGCAAUGUGCUCACUGCCCUGAUGCGGAUGAAGGAGUCGGGCCGUAUUGAUGGCUUCCACGGACGUCUUGGAAACUUGGGAGCAAUCGACCAGAAGUACGAUGUGGCGAUCUCAACAGCAUGCGGUGCACUCGACAACUUUGUCACCGAUACUGUGGAAGCCGGCCAGCAAUGCAUUGAGUACCUGCGCAAGACGAACAUGGGCCGUGGAAACUUCAUUUGUCUGGACAAGCUGAGAUCCCGGGAUCUCUCACCGAUUCAGACACCAGAGGAUGCUCCUCGGCUGUUCGAUCUCGUCCAGGCCAAGGAAGAAAAGUUCCGGGCAGCAUUCUAUCAUGCUCUCCAAGACACCCUGGUCGCCACGGAUCUCGCCCAGGCAAAUCGCAUCGCUUACGGUGCCAGGAGAUGGCGAGUGGUGACUCUUGAUGGCGAACUGAUCGACAAGUCGGGAACAAUGUCUGGUGGUGGUAACAGCAAGAAGAAGGGCUUGAUGUCAUCCAAGUUGGUUGCCGACACAACUAAGGAGCAGGUCCUGAAGCUCGAGAGCGACCGAGAUGCACUCGAGCAGAAGUUCCAAGAGUUCCUCGAGUAUCAGCGGGAGUGCGAAACUCGCCUACGCGAUCUUAAGAACCGAAUCCCUCAGCUUGAGACCAAGAUGCAGAAGAUCAGCCUCGAGAUCGAGAGUGCCACAAAAAACCUGGCUGAUGCCCAACGCCGCAUCAAGGAACUUGCCAAGGAGCACCAGCCUUCGAAGUCCGACGACAGCCGCAUCACGGCUUUGGAGAAGGAGGUUAAGAGCCUUCAAAAAGAGGUCGAGAAGCUGCGUGGCGAGACUUCCACAGUCGAGGAAGAGAUCAAGGCGCUCCAAGACAAGAUCAUGCAAGUUGGUGGUGACAAGCUGCGCACCCAGAGGGCCAAGGUCGACGGCCUCAAGAAAGAGAUCGCCUCCCACAAUGAAGAGACCUCGAAAGCCGAGGUCAAGAAGGCCAAGGCUGAGAAGCAGAAGACCAAGCUCGCAAAGGAUCAUGCAAAGGCGACCAAGGAGCUGGACGUCGCCAUCCGAGACCUUGAGAAGCUCGAAGAAGAGAUCUCGAACCAAGGUGACAAGGCCGAGGACUUCAAGGCUCGCGUUGAGGAAGCUCAGGAGGGUCUCGCCGUCAAGAAGCAAGAGCUCGCCGAGUUGAAGUCAGAGCUGGACGAGAAGACGGCAGAGCUCAACGCCACCCGUGCCAGCGAGAUCGAGAUGCGCAACAAGCUGGAGGAGAACCAAAAAGCACUCGUCGAGAACCAGAGAAAGGUCAAAUACUGGGAAGACAAGCACUCCAAGCUGAGACUUCAGGACAUCCAGGACCUCGAGACGGCCGCAGCUCCCAAGGCUGCUGCCGCCGCCGCCGCGAACGGUUCCGCCGAGAAUACCCAAGAAGGCGGAAACACGGGCGAGGGAGCCGCGGACUCGGACGUUGAGAUGACCGAUGCUGGUGAUGAAGAAGAGGUCGACGGCGAGGCCGAAGCUGCCGAGGAAGAGGUGGACACCACCAUUGUCCGUGACCGGAAGACCCAGAAGACCCUGCCGCGGUACAGCAAGGACGAGCUCGAGGACAUGAACAAGGAGACGCUCAAGGGAGAGAUCGCCGCCCUCGAGGAGAAGACCCAAAACGUCAACGUCGACCUGGGCGUCCUCGCCGAGUACCGCCGCCGCGUGGAGGAGCACGCCGCCAGGUCGUCGGACCUCCAGACGGCGGUGACGCAGCGCGACGCCGCCAAGAAGCGGUGCGACGAGCUCCGGCGGCUGCGGCUCGAGGGCUUCAUGGAGGGCUUCAGCAUGAUCUCGCUGCGGCUCAAGGAGAUGUACCAGAUGAUCACGAUGGGCGGCAACGCCGAGCUCGAGCUCGUCGACUCGCUCGACCCCUUCUCCGAGGGGAUCCUCUUCAGCGUGAUGCCGCCCAAGAAGUCGUGGAAGAACAUCAGCAACCUGUCCGGCGGCGAGAAGACGCUCAGCAGCCUGGCGCUCGUCUUUGCCCUGCACCACUACAAGCCGACGCCGCUGUACGUCAUGGACGAGAUCGACGCCGCGCUGGAUUUCAGAAACGUCUCCAUCGUCGCCAACUACAUCAAGGAGCGCACCAAGAACGCGCAGUUCAUCGUCAUCUCGCUCCGGAACAACAUGUUCGAGCUCGCGGCGCGCCUCGUCGGCGUGUACAAGGUCAACCACAUGACCAAGAGCGUGUCGAUCGAGAACAGGGACUACAUCCAGGGCAGGCAGCCGCGGCCGCAGCAGGUGCAGCAGCUCGGCGGCGGCGCCAACACGCAGACUGUCAACUUUACGCUCAGCCAGCCUUGGAGGUAGGUUGGUGAUGCAUGCCGUUUUGUUUUGAUGGACGGACGGGUGGGGGCUUGGAUUGAUGGCCUUGGAUAGAAAGGGGAGUCAGUCUUGUGUGUGUCUGGUAACUGGCUGGCUGUCUGGCUGGCUGUGAUGAACGAUUUUUUAUGUACGGGGUUUGCAUGUUCUUUGCUGUGCUGUACCUACGUCUGACACUGUUUGUGGGGCGGAUGCUCGGUUGCUUGGUCUGGUUGGUUCUGUCUGGGUUGGGCAUGAAUGGGUUGGCUUGUUAUUGAUAAUGACCGCACGGAAUGAUAAACUGUGUCCAACG
Diaporthe batatas is the source of this 5313-nucleotide messenger RNA. RefSeq names its product condensin subunit SMC4. The record is from RefSeq and is a predicted model, not a curated record. Gene Ontology annotation, cellular component: chromosome. Gene Ontology annotation, biological process: mitotic chromosome condensation. Bases 252 to 5009 code for a protein of 1585 amino acids. The transcript is spliced from 3 exons. Gene Ontology annotation, molecular function: ATP binding; protein binding. NCBI's taxonomy places the organism in Eukaryota, Fungi, Ascomycota, Sordariomycetes, Diaporthales, Diaporthaceae.